Molecule: messenger RNA, 1257 nt
Organism: Homarus americanus (American lobster)
Lineage: Eukaryota; Metazoa; Arthropoda; Malacostraca; Decapoda; Nephropidae
Product: histone-lysine N-methyltransferase 2D-like
Exons: 2
Coding region: 1-1257 (418 amino acids)
Source: RefSeq, a predicted model, not a curated record
AUGACCCCAUCACCAGAAAGCUCCGAGAAUGAAGACAAAUUCCGAGAAUUGGCCUCAACAGUGCCUGGCCUCAACAGUCGUCUCCCUGUCCUGGCCCUCAACAGUCGUCUCCUGUCCUGGCCCCUCAAGUCGUCUCCCCUGGCCUGGCCCUCAACAGUCGUCUCCCCUGGCCUGGCCCUCAACAGUCGUCUCUGUCCUGGGUCGUCUCCUGUCCCGGCCCUCAGCAGUCGUCUCCUGUCCUGGCCCUCAACAGUCGUCUCCUGUCCCGGCCUCAACAGUCUCCCCUGUGCCCUGGGUCCUAGCCUCAACAGUCUCUCCCCUGUCGGCCCUCAACAGUCGUCUCCUGUCCCUGGCCCUCAACAGUCGUCUCCUCUCAACAGUCGCCUGUCCCAGCCCCUCAACAGUUGUCUCCUGUGGCCCUCAACAGUCGUCAGUCGUCCCUGUCCUGCCCUCACAGUCAGCUCCUCCCCUCAACAGUCGUCUCCUGGCCCGGCCCUCAACAGUCUGUCUCCAGUGGUCCCGGCCCCCAACAGUCGUCUCCCCUGUCCUGGCCCUCAACAGUCGUCUCCUGUCCUGGCCCUCAACAGUCGUCUCCCCUGUCCUGGCCCUCAACAGUCGUCUCCUGUCCCGGCCCUCAACAGUCGUCUCUGUCCGUCUCCCCUGUCCUGGCCCUCAACAGUCGUCUCCCUGUCCCGGCCCUCAACAGUCGUCUCCUGUCCUGGCCCCUCAACAGUCGUCUCCCCUGUCCUGGCCCUCAACAGUCGUCUCCCCUGGCCCGGCCCUCAACAGUCGUCUCCCCUGUCCCAGCCCUCAACAGUCGUCUCCCUGUCCCGGCCCUCAACAGUCGUCUCCCCUGUCCCGGCCCCCAACAGUCGUCUCCCUGUCCUGGCCCCCAACAGUCGUCUCCUCUGGCCCGGCCCUCAACAGUCGUCUCCCUGUCCCGGCCCCCAACAGUCGUCUCUGUCCCGGCCCUCAACAGUCGUCUCCUGUCCCGGCCCCCAACAGUCGUCUCCUCUGGCCCGGCCUCAACAGUCGUCUCCCUUCCCGGCCCUCAACAGUUCCCUCCAACACUCCCCCUCGUCCCUGCCCGGCCCUCAACAGUCGUCUCCUCUGGCCCGGCCCCAACAGUCGUCUCUCUGGCCCGGCCCCCAACAGUCGUCUCCUGGCCCGGCCCCCAACACCCUCAAACGUCUCCACAACAAUAAACACGACGCCAUCCUCCAGAAGGUGAACACAAAACAAGUUGGUGCAAUGUGA